Messenger RNA from Tachyglossus aculeatus (Australian echidna), 2371 nucleotides. RefSeq names its product lymphoid enhancer binding factor 1 (gene LEF1). Gene Ontology annotation, biological process: regulation of transcription by RNA polymerase II; canonical Wnt signaling pathway. Gene Ontology annotation, cellular component: beta-catenin-TCF complex. The record is from RefSeq and is a predicted model, not a curated record. The transcript is spliced from 12 exons. The annotation marks the transcript as partial. Gene Ontology annotation, molecular function: DNA-binding transcription factor activity, RNA polymerase II-specific; RNA polymerase II cis-regulatory region sequence-specific DNA binding. NCBI's taxonomy places the organism in Eukaryota, Metazoa, Chordata, Mammalia, Monotremata, Tachyglossidae.
GGGUCCGGGGGGUCCGGAGGGGACCCCGAACUCUGCGCCACCGACGAGAUGAUCCCCUUCAAGGACGAGGGCGACCCGCAGAAGGAGAAGAUCUUCGCCGAGAUCAGCCACCCCGAGGAGGAAGGAGACCUGGCGGACAUCAAGUCCUCCUUGGUCAACGAGUCCGAAAUCGCCCCCGCAGGCACCGGCCACGAGGUGGCCAGGCAAGGACAAACUUCCCAAGAAUCAUACCAUGACAAGGCCAGGGAACAUUCUGACGAAGGAAAACAUCCAGAUGGAGGUUUAUACAACAAGGGCCCAUCUUACUCCGGUUAUUCUGGGUAUAUAAUGAUGCCAAAUAUGAAUAACGACCCGUACCUGUCAAAUGGAUCUCUUUCUCCACCCAUCCCUAGAACAUCCAACAAGGUGCCAGUGGUCCAGCCCUCCCACGCCGUCCACCCUCUGACCCCCCUCAUCACUUACAGCGACGAGCACUUUUCGCCAGGAUCUCAUCCUUCGCACAUCCCAGCGGAUGUGAACUCCAAACAAGGCAUUUCCAGACACCCUCCGGCUCCUGAUAUGCCUACCUUCUACCCUCUGUCUUCAGGGGGUGUCGGGCAGAUUACACCACCUCUUGGCUGGCAAGGUCAGCCUGUAUAUCCCAUCACAGGUGGAUUCAGGCAGCCAUUUCCAUCCACCCUCUCAGUCGACACUUCUAUGUCCAGGUUUUCACAUCACAUGAUUCCUGGCCCUCCAGGCCCCCAUGCAACCGGAAUCCCUCACCCAGCCAUCGUAACACCUCAGGUCAAGCAAGAACAUCCCCAUCCUGACAGUGACCUAAUGCACGUGAAGCCUCAGCAUGAACAGAGAAAAGAGCAGGAGCCGAAAAGACCUCACAUCAAGAAACCUCUGAACGCUUUUAUGUUAUACAUGAAAGAGAUGAGAGCCAAUGUCGUCGCCGAAUGUACUCUGAAAGAAAGCGCAGCUAUCAACCAGAUCCUUGGCAGAAGGUGGCAUGCCCUCUCCCGCGAAGAACAGGCUAAAUAUUACGAAUUAGCUCGAAAAGAAAGGCAAUUACACAUGCAACUGUAUCCAGGCUGGUCUGCAAGAGACAAUUACGGUAAGAAAAAGAAGAGGAAGCGAGAGAAGCUACAGGAAUCCACAUCAGGUCCGGGUCCCAGAAUGACCGCUGCCUACAUCUGAAACAUGGUGGAAAACGAAACUCAUUCUCGACGUGCAAAGCCAAGGCGGCGGCCCCCGGACCUCUACUGGAGAUGGAAGCCUGUUGAAACCUUCGACGGCUCUCCGGCCCGGUGCCGCCCACCCCGGCUGAGUCUGCUGCCCAACGCGACUUGGAAGGUCACUGCCAGAGACACCGAACCAUAAAGACAAUCACUGCCAAACCCUUUCUCUCCUACCGCAAGAGCCCAGGCCCGAUGGAGAAACGGAAAGAGACGGAAAACCACCCAUCGGACGACGCACGUCCCAUUCCAGCCGGCCGAGGCUCAGCUCAAGCGGCCCCUCUCCACACUUGCACUUCCAACACGGCGUCGCAGCUCCAGCGGGAGAAGUCCAUUGGUCUCAUCAGCCCGUGGGCGGCUCAGCCCCAUCGCCGGCCUCACCCGGACCAUCUAGGAGUUUGGAGAAGAGUUUGCCCUUGGUUCCUUUCUCCGACUUUUCCUCUCUUCCUUUCUCCCCCAAUUUUUAUUUAAUAACAGUGCAAAAAGGAUCGAUUUUAUGUUUGCUUCUUUUUUUUUUUUCAAAACUUGAAUGCUUUUAUAUUUUAAACCUUUUAGUUUUCAUUUUCUUGGUGUAUAUUUUACUGGCUAUGAGCUUUUAAAUACGAUCCCAAGAGUUGAUUUUUUUUUAAAGUAAAGGAAGUCCUCCUUUUCCAUCAGAGAGAGAUCUUGUCUGAAGAUGUGGCUUUUCUGUGAACUCUUUGUCACAAAUAGUGGCCUCUCACUAUAAGGUGUUCCCUAGAGCUAAAUAAAUGUAACAACCAAGUCAACUUGUCAGUAGAUCUAUCAUUCCUGCUUCACUUUAUUCUUGUGAACCUAAGCAAUGCAGUCAGCUGAUUGGUUUGCAGCGAGUUUCCCCUUCCUCUCCCAACCUUCCCUUCCUUCCUCCUUCUCCUCCUCCUUCUUCUUCUUGUAAAAAGCCCAGCACUUGAAUCGUUAUUACUUUAAAUGUUCUGUAUUUGUAUCUGUUUUUAUUAGCCUGUUAGUGGGAUUUUUUUUUGCCAGUCGUUGAAAUGAGCAGCGAUGUACCCAUUUAAAAAAAAAAGGCACAGCCUUUGCCAAAAAAUACUGUCAACCGAAACGUUUUUGUCAUUCCAUUUUGAGUUAACGUGCUGAGCAUUUGUUUUGUUUUUUAAGGAAGCUUUGUAAUAAAA